CUCGCUUUGAGUCUCCCUUAAGCCAUCUCUGAAUACUGAUCAGUCCCUGCAGUCGGGUCCUAAGUCCCCAGGGCAAAAGGCAAGUAAGUUUUAAGGCUCUGGGGAGGAAAGGGGACUGGAUAACCCUGCUGUUAGUGGUCAGACCCCUCCACCUGCAGGGCAACCAAGUCUUUCGGACUUGGUUCCAACUGACGUUCACAGACCCAGGUCCCUGUGACCCUGGCCACCAGCAGAUUCAAGGCUGGAGGUGGUGCCAGGCCCUGAGUUAGGGCUGGGACAGAGGUUGCUGGCUGUGAGGAGCCCACAGGGGCGGGGUGGACGGGAAGCAGUCCACCAAUAGAUACAGAGAUACAGUGUGGUGCAGACUUUCGGGGGCUUUGAGCACUUCAAAUAGCGGGGCACCUGGUGGGGACCAGCCCCUGGGGUUUCCCAGUCCACAGGCAGGGGAGCACGAAAAAACGCUCUUGAAAAGAAAGACAAGAGCUCUUGCUUUAAAUCCUAACAGUGAGCAGACUGUCACAGGGCCAACUUGGGGAGGGUAAGGGAAGGGGAGGGCUCCCAGGUGUUGGAACAGCAUGAACAAAUGCAAAGGGGUUGGAAGAUGUCUGGGGGUCUGCAGGCAGUUUGGAGAGCAGGGAACCCCAGGCCAAGCCUGAAAGUGGCCAUUGGGCCAGCCCCUCCCAGAGACGGAGAAGGGGAUCUCUCAGCUGCAGAACGAGACCCAUCCACCAGCACUUGGACCCUACACGCCACGAGGCCUGCCCCGGCCAGGCUCACCAAGUGGGCACUUACCUUGCCUCUUCCCUGAUUAUUUCUCAUCCUUCUGAAACUCUCACCCUGAAAUCCCAGCCUGGCCGUCCCCCAGCCUGCAGCUGGGCGUGUUAUUUUGCUCCAAAAGCACAGCAGAGCGCGGCUCCUUACUCGAGGAAUGCAGGCUGCGGUCCUCCAAGGCGAUGAUGAAACGGGCUAUUUCUGCCCCCGGGACAUCAGCAGGCCUCCGGGCGCUGGCUCCAAGGCUCACACUAUCGUGUUUUUAACGUUUCCCUAGACAAAUGUUUUCCUUCGCAUCCUGGGAUCUUUGUAUUUGAACCUGGGUGCUGAAAUAGCUUUAGAAAUCAUUCUGGAUUGAAGUUGGAAUCAUGGUUAGGGUCCAGCUCAGCGGCAAGCAAUUUCUCACUCCCCAAGUUAUCUAUUACCAGUGGCCGAUCUGGAUGUAAAAAUAGCUGGUGAGGCUGUUUGUUUAAUCUGACUGUUACCUGACACCACGCGGGUGUUGCUGUGCGGACUGUUUGCCUCCUUCCCCACCAAGAACACCAUUUGGUUUCCCCCGGCUGGGUCUCUAUGUAGGCACACUUCAUGAACUUCCAGUGGCUGGACAACUUCUGGCCACUGAUUUUCCUCAGGUGGGCAGGUUUGUGAAAAAGAUAAGAGGUCUGGGUCUUGCAUCCGUGGCCCUCUCGUCUUUGGGCAGCCAGCGAACGAGGGAAGAAGUUCCGGCUGCCGGGCAGAGCCGGGCUGCUGGAAGAGUCAGGGUUGUCCCCCCUUCCUGGGGAGGCCGGAGAGCAAGCAGCUGGGAUACGCGGAGAGCGGAAGAUGGGGCAAUGAUAACAGUGAAUGCAAGCAUGAGAAGAAGUUUUAAAACGACAGACCCUAAAACCCAGCGAGGCAGGCACCUGCAGUCCCCACUGCCAUAACAGGUAUGGAACCAACCCAAGGAAACACUUUCGGUUGUCAGCCGCUGUGCUGGCUCCACUGGACAUCGGGAGACGAGAGGGAGAGGUGGAGGGUGAAACCAAAUUUAUGACUGCCCCAUCUGAAGCCAGGGAAAUCAAAUCAGAAUUGAAGAAGUUAUCUGAAUAAAGGCCUCUCUUCUUCCCAAGGCAGGAGAAAUGUGGUUACAGUAGCUCCCCCUUAUCCAUGGUUUUGCUUUUUUGCGAUUUCAGUCACCUGCAAUCAACCACGGUCUGGAAGCAUGUAUGGUCCUUCUUUCUGACAUACAGUCAGAAGGUCAGUAAUAGCCUAACCCUACUUCACGGUGCCCACGUCAUUCACUCCCUGCCAUCUCCUCACAUAGACAUUUUAUCAUCUCACAUCAUCACGAGAAAGGUAAAGAAAAAAAAAAAAAAUCCCACUUUGCAAUUUGCGUCUGGUCACCAGGAAGCUCUAGUUUUGUGGAAAGAGGGCUGCAUCUAACCCCUCUAGAACCGUCACCCAGAGGCACCCGCUGGCUGACCGGGGAGUAGUCUUCCUAGCUGGCGGACGAUGCAGGGGAAUAAGAAGUGCACGGACGGGUUCAGCGACUCCUCGAGCAUCGGCAGUGUGCUGGACGAUGCAGACAGGGAGGUGAGCAGCCUCACAGACCGGGCGUUCAGAAGCUUGUGCAUCUCAGAGGACACAUCCUUCCACGACUCCGACCUGACCCUGUCCCCGGAUAUCACCCGCCAGGUGUUUGGGAGUCUUCACCAGGGAACGGUGAGCCACACCCACAGGAAAAGUGGUAUUUGGAGCCAGUUACCAUCACAAGGCACCGAGCAUGCGGGCUGGGCAGCCACGUUCCAGCAGCUACCCAAGUACGUUCAAGGGGAGGAGAAGUAUCCCAAAAGCAGCCCCCCACUGACACCAGCCCAGAGGAGACUGGAGGUGCCAGUUUCUGGCCUGAGGAGCAGCAACAAGCCUGUUUCCAAAGUGUCAUCGCUAAUUAAAUCCUUUGACAGGACUGAGAGCCAACGCUGUGACAGCAGGCCCCCAACCAGUAAGCCCCCGGCUCUCAAGAACCCCCCCAAAUUUGCUCCUCUUCCAGAAAGUGGCGUCAACUUCUGCUUCGAUUCUGCCUUUCUGACUGUCAGGAGGGUGCCCGCUGAAGUCUCUGGAGCCCAUCAGAGUAGCCACCAGCCUGGCAAGAAGCACGGAGAGCAGGAGUCCCCCAAGAACCCCGAGAUGGCCUGUCACAGCUCCAGCAGCUUCCUCCCAACACCUGAAAACAUGGCCAAUGCGUUCGAGUCAAAGUUCCCCUCUCCUCCCCACAAGCCAUCCAAGGGUGAGUCUGGAAGAGGUAAGGAGUGGCCUCGCAAAGGGACCUUUCUUCAUAGUGAAAACAGUGCUUUUGAGUCGUGGAAUGCCCACCAACCGCGGCUGCCCGAGAGAAAGGAGGCUGCUGACCCUGUCCCAGAAAGCAAAGCCCCCAAGCAUUACGAGAACACGCCCUUGUUAAAAGAGCCCCCGGCCUCUGAGCACAAAGUCUCCCCCUGCCAGGCCCGGGCCAGCUGCAGUCAGGAGGAGAGCAGGCUGGCAGCAGGGGCUCUCUCUGCAUCGGGACCCUGGGGACCUCGGGAUUCGGGGCCCCAGGUAUUCAGUACAGAGGGAAAUUCUAGCUCCCAGCCCGACCUUCAGGGGAAGCCCACCCAGCCACCAUGGAGGAAACCAAAGUCCGGCAAAGGAAAGAAGGAAAGUCUACAAGAUGCAUCGGAAGAGAAGAAGCAGGCCACCAGAAGAGGCCCAGCCUUGUACACAAAGCACAAUCCCCAGGGACAGUUUCCAGAAAACGAGGCUCUUGACAUGCCCAUGGACCCCAACGAGCAUUACAGCCCUCCUUUCAACAUCAGUAAGCUUCUGACCCCCAUCAUACCCACCAAGAAUAUCCUGGAGCCAUCUGACAGCCAGCCGGUGGAGAUAACCCCAUCACCCUCAGGACAGCUAAACGGGUACCAAGAGAAGGAACCCAGUGAAUGUCAGUCUCGGGACAGCUACAAAUCCAAAGCCCCUAGCCUGCUGUUCAACCUGAAGGAUGUACGGAAGCGUGUCAAGAGCACAUAUAGUCCCUCACCUCUCUCGAAAGGCCUCGAGGAGAAAACCAGGGGCAAGCAAGAACCCGUGAGCAAUGGGAUCAUCCUUCCCAAUGGGCUUGAGGAGAGCCCUCCAAAUGAGCUUUCUAAGGAAAGGGCAGCUGAUGCCCCUUCUGUGUCACACAUCAGUCCCCAGAUGGACCCUAAAGCUGACCCUGGUACAGCCUCUGUGGACAACUAUCUAACUCUUAACUCACCUCCAGCCAUCACCCAAGCCCCCUUCUCCGUCAAUGGGGAGGGAGCUGACAGAAACAGCUAUGAGAAGGACGAUGGAGAACCGGAAAUGGGCACCACCAGGUCUGGGAAGUGUCCAGAGUCCAGGGAACAGUGCCCCAGGAAGCACCUGUCUCUGCGGCUUUGCAGUAGAGAGCCUGAGGCAGGGAAGGCUGCAGAGAAACCAAAGACUCCCAGCCUAGAAAAGGGGUUCUUGAGAUCCGUGUCUCAAGAGACAGAACCCGAGACAGAGGCAGGACUUCAGAAUCCAAACUUCAACCAGAAAUUCUCCCCAGGGCCUCUCUCUCCCGAGGAAGAAGAUGUGUUUUACAGUGACAGCCAAUCGGAUUUCAUGCCAUGCUUCAAAAGUAAGGCCAAAUUCAGCACCAGCUCUUCAGACCAGUCCUUUGCCUCCUUUGAGGACCAGCAGAAGACGUGGUUCACGGAGAGCCAGCAGGAAGACAGGAGGAAUGACGUAAGUGCAGGUGACAGUCAGAAGGACGAGAAGGAGAAAGCAAUAGGGAAAGAUGAGACACAGCACGGUGCCUUAAGUAACGGGCAGGUGUGCGUGCAGGAGCACAGCCAGGGGGCAUCGUCGCAAGGAGAAGGGGAAAGCUCAUCUGGAUGUAGACCCAGGAAGGCAUCGAGAGAGGAAGCUAACUUCAGAGGCACUUGGAUCGCGGGAAGUAAGGAUACAACCAGAGACCCUACCCCCUCGCCAUCUUCCACUAUGAACAAGCACAAACUGUUUGCAAUUAAAGACAACACCCUCAGGGCCACCCCCGUGAUAAAACCCAUCAUGUUGCCCCUCCUGAGGGCCAUGUCAUCAGAGGACCCUCUGGGCAGCGGCCACAAAGAGGAAGACCUGCCAAAGCCAGGCUGGGGAGAAGAGGCUGGUCUUUGUGGCCCUGAGAGCCAGGAAGUGGCCAACACGCCUACAGCCGCUAACACGCAGGGCACACACUUGAAGCACAUGGCCUGGGAGAGCACAGAGGACCACGGGCAGGUGCCAGCCCCAACGGGGAACAUCGCAUCUCCUCCACUCGUGGCAGAGGCUGAAGGGCUGAAGCCACCCCCAGAGGCUGCACGUCGAGUUGUGGCAAACGAUGGCAAGAACAGCUGCACAGUCCAGGGGAAGCUAGAUGCUCCAAGGUGCAUCCCCACCAUCGCUUUGCCUGAGGGCGACCCGGAAGACCAGCCACCCCCACAGCAGCCGGGAACCUGCUGGGAAGAGCACACACAAGAUUUCAAAAGUCACUUAUUGUCUACACCCCGAGCAGGGCCCCCGGGGAGAAGACUGGUCCCCGGUGAGAUGGCAACUUCCCCCAAUGCCAGCUCCCCGGAUGAGAGCAGCGCGUGCUCCCCUGCCGCCAGCAGCACCUGGGACGAUGCCUCCCAGGCCCCCAGCGAGCCGGGCCUGCUGCCGGGGGAGCCUCCCCACACCAGUCCCUGGGCCAGCCCCUACUCUGCCAGGGUGGCCCGCAGGGAGGACCUGACCCACGCCCUCACGUGGGAGGCUGGCUCGGACCCCCAACUUGAGCCACCUGCAGAAGACCUCAGGACACUUUCUCCAAGAGGCUUGGUGCUGGACGCGGCUGCCGGCUCAGCAGGCCUCCCUGAGAAACCAGAACUUCCCGCCCCGCUGGAGAGGGCGGCCAGCAAGCCUCCUGCAGUCCCACCCAAAACAGAGAAGGCCCUGCGGCGGGCAAAAAAGCUGGCCAGCAAGAGGAGGAAGACUGACCAACUGCAAGAAAAGCAUGGCGAACCCCUGGAAGAAAAGCCAUGCCUGGAGGACCUUGAACGAGGGCCACCAGCCCCCGGAGAGAGGCCCCGACCCAGGUGCCCCGGCGUCCGCUCCCUGCCCCCUCCCAUCCACCGCCACUCAGUGUCUGCCUUCUCAGAGCCCAUCAGGAGGCAGCCUGGGGGAUCCCAGUCCCUUACUCCCCUGCCCCCUUACCCUGCCACCCAGAAGGUUCUCCAAGACCCCCAAUCUGGAGAAUACUUUGUCUUCGAUCUGCCACUCCAGGUGAGAAUCAAGACCUUCUAUGACCCCGAGACGGGCAAAUACGUCAAGGUCUCCAUCCCAACCUCGGAGGGGGGCUCCCCGGAGCCACCCCCGCCAGACACUCCGGAUGCUCCCUACAUGCUGUACCCCCACUUCCGGCCCCUGCCCGUGACGACCUUGAUGCCUCUGCGCUGCUCCUCUCAGCUGUCUGCCCCCACCUUCCUAAGUCAAGGCCCUCACACCACCGAGGCAGCUGGGCCCGGGCCCCGGAGGGCCCGCGACGCCGGCCUGCAGCUCCAUCUGGGCCCUAGGCCUCGCGGCGACACCACCCGGCACUCCGCAGGCCAGCGCCCUGAUGCUCCUUCCCCAAGCCUGGGGGAGGAGGGGGGAGAUGCCCCACGCCUGGGCAUCAUCUCCACCAACGACCUAGAGGACUUCGCCACAGAAGGCAUUUCUUGAGAAUUGCAUCUGAUUAACCUCCCCGCCCCCAGAUAAACCCAGAAGAACUUACUUCCCCUUUCCCCAAAACAAUCCACACACACACACACACACACACCCCAACACAUACUUAGCCAUGUGAGAUCCCUAAAUUCCCAAAGGAAGUAGGGAUUCUGAGAAAACCCCACCUGAAGGGCUUCUCUCCCUGGGAAGGUGCUAUUUGCAUGACUGGGUCCCUCCCAAGCCCCUUCCCAGAUCCUGGAUCUGCUCCACUGACCCCCUCUCUCUUCCCCUCCCUUACUCCCUGGCCUCCUCUGGCUAUGCCCCUGGGGCGGGUCCAGAGGAUUCCUAAUGGCUGCUCUGCCCCAGCUGCCCACCUUCUUCUUCUCAAGGGCUGGCUCAUGCAGUAAGCAAACUCCCAAGGCCCCCAGAAUCGCUGCACUGCGCUGAGCUGAGCCCUGCCCGCAAGCAGACCACCCAGCCCAGCCCCUCCAGGUCCAGCGUGGUAUGGACAACAACUCCACCCUCGCUCCAACGCAGCAGCCAUUUCCAGUUCACUGCAGGCAGAGAUGGCUGAGGACUGACCCAAGGCAAUCUUGCAGAAAUGUUUAUCUGGAUAGAAUGGGUUUUCUUUACUGAGGAAGCUUUCCUCUGAAGGCUAUUGUCUGAUCGACAAAAGGCUACCUUUUAAAAAGUGAAACACGUUUGCAGAUGUGAUUCUGUCCUGGA
Messenger RNA from Acinonyx jubatus (cheetah), 7227 nucleotides. RefSeq names its product chromosome D2 C10orf71 homolog (gene CD2H10orf71). Gene Ontology annotation, biological process: positive regulation of calcineurin-NFAT signaling cascade. Gene Ontology annotation, cellular component: Z disc. The record is from RefSeq and is a predicted model, not a curated record. Lineage: Eukaryota; Metazoa; Chordata; Mammalia; Carnivora; Felidae. Bases 2263 to 6519 code for a protein of 1418 amino acids. The transcript has 3 exons.